This is a messenger RNA of Dichomitus squalens LYAD-421 SS1, 1236 nucleotides long. Its product is annotated as PLP-dependent transferase. The coding region runs from base 1 to 1236 and encodes 411 amino acids. Gene Ontology annotation, biological process: biosynthetic process. The transcript has 3 exons. Gene Ontology annotation, molecular function: transferase activity; pyridoxal phosphate binding. The record is from RefSeq and is a predicted model, not a curated record. Lineage: Eukaryota; Fungi; Basidiomycota; Agaricomycetes; Polyporales; Polyporaceae.
AUGCCCAUCUCGGACCUACUUCGGCCCGUUUCCACCGCUGCACCCGAUUUCUUCUCCAGCGACUACCUCUCCGUUACAGCCUCGCCAUUCGUACGCGACGCCUUUCUCCGCAAUCUCGCAUCCAGCCCCCGCAUCCUCGGCAGCGGUGGCUCCCGUCUCGGCACAGGAAACACCGAUGCGUACACGUACAUAGAAGAGCGGCUCAGAAACUUAUUCGGAGGCCCAGGAUGCCAAGCGUGCGAUGCGCUUCUCUUCAACUCCGGAUACGACGCCAACCGCGUGUUCUGGUCGACUGUGCCGCAGAAGGGCGACGCCAUCGUCUUUGAUAGUCUCGUUCACGUCUCCAUGAAAGAUGGGAUGUUGCAGUCGCGAGCGGGCUCCACAGGCGCCCUCUACCCGUUCGAGCACAAUUCCGUUGUGGCGUUCAAGGAACGCGUCGGCGAGGCGCUCAAGAAGCAUCCGAACAUAGCGGAGGGAAAGGGGACGCUCUUCGUUGCCGUAGAGACGCUGUACAGUAUGGACGGUGACUUUGCUCGGUUGCGCGAAAUAUUUGAGACCGCCGACGAGCUCAUUCCGGCGGGAUGCGCUCAUCUGAUGGUGGACGAGGCGCACACGACGGGACUCUUCGGCCCUGAUGGGCGUGGCCUCCUCUUCGAGCUUGGACUAGAGACGCGUGUCGAUACCGUGCUACACACGUUCAGCAAAGCCUGGGGUAUGAGCGGAGGUGUGAUUAUGACCUCGCCACUCAUCCGGAGAUACCUGAUUAUGCGGGGCAAGCCCGUAAUGUUUUCCACGGCUUUGCCAUACUCUCACAUCUGCGGCCUCAACACGGUUCUUGAGUACGUAGCGAGUACCGCUGGCACGGAGCGCCGCGAGCGUGUCCGACAACUAUGCUCGUACUUUUCGGAUUGUCUGGCCAGGGCACUACAGAGCGUUUCUCCGAAGUUGCUCAGACUCGACGACCAUGAGAUUCCCUCGUACUAUCGCAAAACCGUCGUCAGCCCCAUCUUCCCCAUCCUCACGCCUGCGUACACUUCGCUAGCGGACUUCCUAGGUGCCUACGGAUAUGCGGUAACCGCGAUCGGGUUUCCAGCAGUCCCACGAGGACAGGAACGCAUCCGGGUCACCAUUCACGCUGGCAAUACUGAGGCAGAGUUGGAUGAGUUCAUAGCAUGUUUGAUGCGGUGGGCCUCGGGGAUGCAAAACGGAAAACAGCUUGAGAGAUCGCGGCUGUGA